AUGGCGGACUCGCUGUCGUCAGGUCUGGGAGAGGAGCAGGAGAAGGAGAAGGAGGACAGAGAGAGGGGCAAAAAGGCAGCCAAAACAGAGAAGACCAACGAGAAGGACGGAGUCACGGAGACGUUGGCGUUCAACGAUAAAAAUGGCGACAGUAAGGGCAAGAAACGCAACCUGUCAGACCUGUCUCUGGUCAGAUUUAUAACUACUGAGCUGACCAGAGGCUACUUCCUGGAACACAAUGAGGCCAAAUACACAGAGCGCAGAGAGAGGGUCUACACCUGCCUCCGCAUCCCCAAGGAGCUCGAGAAGUUGAUGACAUUUGGCUUCUUCCUCUGCCUGGAUGCCUUUCUCUAUGUGUUCACUCUGCUACCCCUCAGGGUGAUUCUGGCCCUUUUGCGACUCAUCACGUUGCCGUGCUGUGGCCUCAGUGGUUCCCGCCUGCUCCAGCCAGCCCAGGUGUGUGAUGUGCUGAAAGGCUUCAUUAUGGUGCUGUGUUACUCUAUGAUGAGCUACGUGGAUUACUCCAUGAUGUACCACCUCAUCAGAGGACAGUCUGUCAUCAAACUGUACAUCAUAUACAACAUGUUAGAGGUGGCGGACCGCCUGUUCUCAUCAUUUGGCCAGGACAUCCUGGAUGCUCUGUACUGGACAGCCACAGAACCCAAGGAGAAGAAGAGAGCGCACAUAGGCGUGAUUCCUCACUUCCUCAUGGCUGUGCUCUACGUCUUUCUCCAUGCCAUCCUCAUCAUGGUUCAGGCAACCACUCUCAACGUAGCCUUCAACUCCCACAACAAGUCCCUGCUCACCAUCAUGAUGUCAAACAACUUUGUGGAGAUCAAAGGAAGUGUGUUCAAGAAGUUUGAAAAGAACAACCUUUUCCAGAUGUCAAACAGUGACAUAAAAGAGAGGUUCACCAACUACAUCCUCCUGCUCAUCGUCUGUCUGAGAAACAUGGAGCAGUUCUCAUGGAACCCUGACCACUUGUGGGUGCUGUUUCCUGAUGUAGUCAUGGUGAUUGCCUCAGAGGUUGCCGUGGAUGUUGUGAAGCACGCCUUCAUCACCAAAUUCAAUGACAUCAGUGCUGAUGUAUACGGCGAAUAUAGAGCCAGCCUUGCCUUUGACCUUGUCAGCAGUCGACAGAAAAAUGCUUACACAGACUACAGUGACUCAGUAUCCAGAAGAAUGGGCUUCAUCCCGCUUCCUUUAGCUCUGCUGUUGAUCAGAGUCGUGACCAGCUCAGUGAAGAUCCAGGGUUCGCUCUCCUUUAUGUGUGUGCUGCUGUUUUACCUGGGGAUGAUCACUCUGAAGGUGCUCAACAGUAUCGUUCUGCUUGGGACGUCCUGUGUGUUCGUCAAAGAGGCCAACAUGGAAGAAAAGCUCUCGGACCCUCCUCCCUCUGUUGUCUCCAGCCGCGCAAACUCGAGAGCUCACCGCACCAAACACUUUCACACUUCACCACAGCAAGAACCCGCAACUGACAAGGGAGGAAUAUCACUGGCAGCAGACAAUCCUCCACCCCCCAACGUGGCAGAGACCUCUGACCCAAUACUCCCCAAGAGCGACUCGGACACAUUCCUGACCACACCCGACGAGGAAGACGAUGACAAAAUCAUUAACGCCGACACAGGACUGGAAGGGGACAGACUUGAACACAGAACGCCCAAGAAAGAUUUGCUGGAAAUAGACCGUUUCACCAUCUGUGGCAACAGAAUAGACUGAAUGUCGCAUAAAACAACAAGGCAGUGUGUCCUGCUUGCUGAAAAACAGCAAGUUUCAGGGAUCAGACGCGGGUCAUGGAGCAUGCUCAGACCGGACAUAGUUUUGUGCACCUGACCCCAAGAGUAUUUAUUUAUUUAUUACUGACAAAACCAGCAAAGGCAUAACGCUGUUACUUCAAGCAUCAGAGGCCUCGUCGAUGCCUCGUGAACCAGGUCGGCUUUGAGGAUGAGUCUCGGUUGCCGUGGCAAUCUGCACACAUGCUUGCUGAUGAUGAUGAUGAUGGUUAAAAACUGGCAUGCAGAGCUGGAGCAGAGCACGAAGAGAGAGAAACAAAAUCUGCACAUGUGAAAUAGUACAAUGUGGGUGGCUGUGUGAUUCAUAGGAACAUGACAGCUGGACUGUGCAAGUACGUGUUCAAAAGCACAACCAUAUGUACAGCGCAGAGUUGUUUUUAGAAAGAACAAAGCUUUUUAAAAACAAAUUUGAUUUUGAUUUGAAUAUUUGAAAUGAAGUUUUUAUUAAGAAUAUUAGAAUAUAGAUUUUUUUUUUCUAAAAUCGACCUACAGGAGUAAGACACACAAUCGAACAUUGUUAUAAUAAACACAUUGUUGAAAUCUUAAAAUUGCUCUGCAGACACACACUCUCCACCAACACGCAUUUGAAAAAGACCUGGUUUAAAGUGAGCUACUGUGAUGAGCCCAGAUGUCCAUAGCUGUCAGACAUGGCAGCAGUGACACUAAGUACAAUCAUAUGUGCAAUGGCUUUGGUCACAGAGGUGACUUUACCUAUUAGACAUGGAUAGUUUGGAGGUUUUAGUAUCAUGCAGUUUGUAUUGAUCUUGUUACUUUGAAGCACUGAGAUAAGAUGGUGCCCGUUUGUAAAGACAGAAUUAUUUAUUUUGAAGUGGAUUCCAAGCCUGACAAGUUUGGAAGAUAUUUCUUUUUUAAGUUUUAUAUUUUUUCCCAAUAUGCUUCAUGUGUACACUCAUCAUUCAAGCAUGUAGCCUACAGAUAAUCACGUCCUGGUGUAACACCAUUGUGUUCUUGGUCUUGUUUCAAAUUCAUGGUGUGUGACCCUGGCAUACCACCGUCAAGUUAACAUGUUUUGCAAUUCUUUACCAUUAUCUUGACAAUGAUGAAAAUGAUUGAGAUUACAUGUAUGCAGGUGAAAUGUUUGAGGAUACCUGAAGGCUGAUUAGGGUGAAUCACCUGUCAAUAACAAGAAUGAAGAAGGAUCAUAUGAGCAGCACUGUGUGAACCCAGCAAUUUGUCAUUUGCCAGAGAGCAGUUGUCCGACAAAGGUUGCUGGCAUUGUUUGCUGUGGUCAUCUGCUGCUGGCUUUGGUUAAUGGAAGAAACUCUUUCCAAAUGCUUGUGUACCCAACAGUCUUUUAAAUGCUAUAAAAGCUGAAGGCACUGUUUGACAAAUUAAGUGGAUCAUGGAUCUCUGAAGUGCCAGGAGUUGCAUGUCCUGGGCAAAAGAGAAAGUCCAACCUAGCCCCAAGUUUUGCCUCUCAUGUCAAUACCCCCAUUUCAUUAGAUUCAAGCCACAGUGCUCACAAACACAUUCUGUUUUUCAAAAAGAUACCCAUUGUUUUUUGGAAAACACUGGUCUUCUAACAAUCAAGACUUUAACUUGUUUCUCCAAGUUGCAACUCUGUUAAAGUUGCUAGAUUUGCUUUGUGAACCAAAAUUAGUUAAUUAAUAGAUAUACAAUUUCUCUAUCGUUUACUGUAACUGUAUCUUAUUUUAAGUUUUUAUACAUUUAUUAUUUGUUAUUUUUCCUGAAUCAAGCAAAAGGAUUAGAAAGAUCAUAAAUUAAUAGACUAGGAUUUAUAGUUGCAAUUUUGAAAAUAGAUUAAAUAGAUGGCAAACAAUCCCACACAGGGUCUUUCACUUGUACUCGUAUUAACGAUAUUUCGAUCCUCAUGUUUCGGUUAACUGACCAUCCUUUUUUUUUUUUUUUUUUUUUUUUUUAAAGAUUCCCUGAAAUUCAUUGUUCAGAAAAAAAGAUUACAUGAGAGGCACAAUCUAGGGUUAAAUGGAUAGUUUGGAUAUUUUGAAAUGGGAUCGUAUGAGGUAGGCUUAUCCGUAGUCAGUGUAUUACCUACAGUAAAAGCGGUCGGCACGCCCCCAGUUAUGAGAAGCAGG
Molecule: messenger RNA, 3868 nt
Organism: Perca flavescens (yellow perch)
Lineage: Eukaryota; Metazoa; Chordata; Actinopteri; Perciformes; Percidae
Gene: tapt1b
Product: transmembrane anterior posterior transformation 1b
Exons: 14
Coding region: 1-1719 (572 amino acids)
Biological process (GO): positive regulation of cilium assembly
Cellular component (GO): ciliary basal body; endoplasmic reticulum membrane
Source: RefSeq, a predicted model, not a curated record